Messenger RNA from Leptosia nina, 1281 nucleotides. The record is from the annotation of a GenBank genome assembly. Lineage: Eukaryota; Metazoa; Arthropoda; Insecta; Lepidoptera; Pieridae.
AUGCACAUUACGAUGUACGAUGCACUAGCUGAGAAUAAGAGCGUGAUGGGAAUACGAGAACAGCUAUCAGUCAGCCAGAUAUCAUCUGAACAUAAACCGUGCGCGACUCCAGCCACUCCUCAGAUUACUGCCACCCUUCCGCCACAGAGACCUUGGAUUCCCCUGACAAGACCAAAUAGGAGUCGUCCUACUUGUAUAUUUACGGUUAUGUGUUACAACGUACUGUGCGACAAAUAUGCGACGAGACAGAUGUACGGCUACUGCCCAAGCUGGGCGCUCGAAUGGGAUUACAGGAAAAAGGGCAUACUCGACGAGAUUCGGCAUUACUCUGCGGAUAUCAUCAGCUUACAGGAAGUAGAAACGGAUCAAUUCUACAACUUCUUCUUGCCUGAAUUGAAACAGGACGGAUACGACGGCAUUUUCUCGCCCAAAUCCCGUGCCAAGACGAUGGCGGAAUCGGAGAGGAAAUAUGUCGAUGGUUGCGCUAUAUUCUUUAGAUCUGCCAAGUUUGCCCUAGUAAAAGAACACUUAAUUGAAUUCAACCAACUCGCGAUGGCGAACAGUGAAGGCUCCGACAACAUGCUGAACAGAGUGAUGCCGAAAGACAACAUCGGUUUGGCAGCCUUGUUAAAGACGAAAGAGGCAACGUGGGAGAAUGGUGAGAACUGUCUACCGGCGGAAUCGUCAGCGCUCGCGCAACCUAUCUUAGUCUGCACUGCACACAUACACUGGGACCCAGAGUUCUGCGACGUAAAGCUAAUUCAGACUAUGAUGCUCAGCAACGAGUUGCGCUCGAUACUGGAAGACUCUGCGCGUACGCUGCGUGUAUCCGGACAAAAGGACAACGUGCAAUUACUGCUCUGCGGGGACUUCAACUCGCUGCCAGACAGUGGUGUGGUGGAGUUUCUAUCAUCCGGUCGCGUGUCAGCGGACCACCGCGACUUCAAGGCGCUGGGCUAUGCGUCACUGCGGCGCAUGCCCGGCUCCGAGCACGAGUUCACGCACAACUUCAAACUGGCUUCGGCCUACAGCGAAGACAUCAUGCCCUACACCAACUACACUUUUGACUUCAAAGGCAUCAUCGACUACAUAUUCUAUAGUAAGCAGACGAUGACUCCACUGGGGCUGCUGGGCCCUCUGUCGCAGGACUGGUUCCGUGAACACAAGGUCGUUGGCUGUCCGCAUCCGCACAUACCUUCAGAUCAUUUCCCACUACUAGUUGAACUGGAGAUGAGCCCAACGUCGAGUAGCAACUCGAACGGCCUCAUCGGACGCAGGUAG